Molecule: messenger RNA, 597 nt
Organism: Salvia splendens (bonfire salvia)
Lineage: Eukaryota; Viridiplantae; Streptophyta; Magnoliopsida; Lamiales; Lamiaceae
Exons: 4
Coding region: 1-597 (198 amino acids)
Biological process (GO): DNA integration
Molecular function (GO): nucleic acid binding
Source: RefSeq, a predicted model, not a curated record
AUGGAUCCGGAAGAUCAGGAGAAGACAACUUUCACCUGCCCCUUUGGAACAUAUGCUUACAGAAGAAUGUCAUUUGGCCUGUGCAAUGCACCAGGAACUUUUCGAAGGUGUAUGAUGAGUAUCUUCUCUGAUUUGUUAGAACAAUGCAUCGAAAUUUUCAUGGAUGACUUCACCGUCAAUGGAAAUUCUUUUGAAUCAUGCCUUGGGGGAAUCUCUGCUAAAGAUGAAAUGCCACAGAUACCCAUUGUGGUUUGCGAGAUCUUUGAUGUUUGGGGGAUGGAUUUUAUGGGCCCUUUUCCUUCAUCGUAUAUGAAUUCUUAUAUUCUGAUUGCAGUGGAUUAUGUGUCCAAGUGGGUGGAGGCUAAGGCAACUGUAAUCUGCGAGGCGAAGGAAGUCGCAAAGUUUUUGAAAUCAACCAUUUUCAGCAUGUAUGGAAUUCCCAGAGCCAUAAUCUCAGACCAAGGUAUCGGACAUAAGGCUUACUGGGCAGUCAAAGAAGUGAACAUGCAACCUCAAGUUUGUGCAGAGGAAAGGAAACUCCAACUGCAGGAGUUGGAAGAACUCAGACUGGAAUCAUACGAUGCAGCCAUGUGGUGA